UAUUAUACGUCUAUGGUUGAGCCACGGUCGUCACCAUUUUCGCGCCAAAUUGUCCCGUUUCUCUAUUUACUUGGGAUCUUGGGCCUGUCAACUGAGCGGACGUGCGUGAGGAUGACUCGGCGAGAUAUAUCGGCGAAUUUCGACGCGAGACGCAGUGUCGCAACGAUGAGAACAUUCCUUUUGUUGGCAAUAUCCGUCAUUGCUAUUUUACUGUGCAAAAUCGUAGUGCUCGUAUACAAUACUUAUAUCACACGGAAAAAAUUAAGCCACAUUCCUGGGCCUAUCUCGGUCCCUUUCAUCGGAACGUUAUCUUUUCUACUACAAACGGAACAAGAGGAACACAGUGUGCAAGUUACAUUAAUCAGUCGCCUCGUCAUAGGUCGUGUCGAUUGGGUACUAUCGCUAUUGCACAAAUUUAAAGACGGAAUUUUUCAAAUUUGGAUAGGACCGCAACCAAUAAUUUACUUAUAUAAACCGGAGCUAUUGAAAACCGUCCUUGCAAGUACCGUGUUUAUAGAGAAAUCGGUGCAUUACGAUUUCUAUAAAGAAUGGAUGGGUAAUGGACUUCUUACCUCUAGUGGCAAGCAAUGGGUACGAGACAGGAAGCUCCUUUCGCCAUCGUUCCAUUUUAACAUACUAGAACAAUUCGGUGCGAUUAUAUCCGAGAAAAUAGAAAUCAUGCUAAAACAAAUGGAGAAAAAGAUAGCGAAAGAUCCAAGGAAGGCUAUCAAUAUCAUCCCCAUUAUAGAAGAUAUGACUUUCGAAAUUGUAUUUGAUACAAUAUUGAAUAUAAAUGAACAUACUCGGAAAGACAAGACACAAUUUAUUACCAACGUACGGAGAUUGCUCAAACUGAUCUCAAUACGUAUAAAUCAACCAUGGUUUUGGGUGAACUGGAUAUAUAACUUGUCUCCUAUGGGAAGAGAAUAUAAAAAGUUAAUUCACAAUCUGCAUGAAUUUACGAGAGAUAUAAUACAAACAAAACAACUUGUAUAUAACGUACAGAACGACAAAUCACAGAGUAACUGCGAUGACUUUGAAACAGCAGCCAAGAGGAAGAGGAAGACCUUACUAGAACUUUUGUUAGACCUAAGUAAAAACGAAAACAAUAUGCUAACUAUGGAAGAUUUGAAGUCACAGCUCAAUACAUUCAUAUUUGCGAGUUACGAUACAACGGCAACUACGCUUUGUUGGGCGCUCUACUGUCUUGGCAAUAAUCUUGACCACCAAGAGAAGGUUCACAAAGAACUAGAGGAAGUUUUCCAAGAUUCGCAAGAGCCAGCCUCUGUAAUGCAACUCUCACAAUUAAAAUAUCUCGACAGAGUUAUGAAAGAGUCUAUCAGAUUAUAUCCAACCGUGCCGUCAAUUGCGAGAAAAAUCAGGGACAAUAUAAACAUAGAUGAUUGGGUAAUCCCGAAAGACAGCACAGUUUUGGUGUCGAUCAUGCUGCUGCAUCGCAACCCAGCGGUCUGGCCGAAUCCAUUGAAGUUCGAUCCGGAUCGAUUCCUACCUGAGAACAUGAGAUAUAUGCAUCCGUACUCUUUCAUUCCGUUUAGUACUGGACCGAGAAACUGCAUCGGCCAGCGAUUCGCCUUGCUCGAGGAGAAGAUCAUAUUGACUGCCAUACUCCGAAAGUGGAGGGUCAAGAGCGUGGAUACGCCUGCGGAAAUAACUCUGUUCGACGGCGCUGUGUUACGACCGUAUCAGCAAAUUAUACGUAUGCAUUUAUCACCAAGAAAAGAAAAGUAAAAUGUCACGUGACUUAAUACCGAUUCUAUGCGCCGUUGAGUUCUAAAAAUAAAGGAAUAUUUCCUUUCUGUUUUACCUGUUCUUUUUUUACACGCGGCUAAUUGCGUCCUCUGCAGCGCUCUCCUUCCCGAAGCGAUUUGUGUAUCAUGUUUUAUGUGCACCCGACUACUUAGUAUAGCGACACUAAUGUCAACUGUAGAUAAGUAGCGCGCGAGCCGCAUGAUAAUAUUCGUGAUGAUGAGUGUGCUAGCGAGCAGAAUUCAGAAUAAUUCAGAACGGGGUCAAUAAUAAAAAGAUGAUCUCAAUGUAUAUAGGUGUGGGAGAAAAAAAUCAAGGCGAUGAAGAAAAACGACGUCAUUAAGCGAGCGAGAUGAAUGUCUCAAAGCAUUGAUUUUCCAUCGAUCAGUCGAGUUCACGCAGUGCGAACGUAGACAUCGUGUUUCGCAUCGCGCAUAGCGAUGGAUGUACUUUCUGUGCGCGAAUCGCUACGUAACCGCGGUAAAGUCGCAUUCGUUUCUCCGUAUAUUUUGUUAAUCGCACACGAAUUAUCUCAUUUCAAAUUUCGUAAAUUAUUCUAAAAACUCUCACAUUAAACAUUUUGGUCGAACAUUAAAAACGAUGUUAAAACAUUGAUUGGAGGGAAAUAGAGGCGAAACGAAGGGAAAUACGUCGGUUUUGGAAAUGUUGUGUGACCCAAUUAUCUGUUUUUAGAGAUACGGAUAAUUAACGACGCCAUGUCGGCAAACUAAUUCCGAGUGCGCUUUUCGCGAAAUUUGUGUGAAGUGCAUAGACACGUGAAUAAAUUUUAUAUCGACCAGAGAAUCACGUUAUCAUACGUUUAAAAAGAGAAUGUUUCCGUAUAAUUUAUUAUGUACGACAAACUUAUUGCGCAGCAAUCUCGUCCGAAGGAAAUUGAUCUAUCAAGAAAAUGAUCGUCAACAGGUAAGAUAUGCCGUGCACUCGAGAAAACCUGUUGGCUUUGCGUAAUUAUUUAUUAUUAUUAAAUAUGCGAAAUUUGUGCGCACGCUUGAAAUAUGAUUUUUCGUUAUUUAGAUAAAACUGUAACUCUAGCUUGGAAAUAAAUAUGGUAAUUCAUAUUCACGAAAAGAAACAUAAAAUUGAUAAGCAAAUAC
This is a messenger RNA of Harpegnathos saltator (Jerdon's jumping ant), 2882 nucleotides long. Its product is annotated as cytochrome P450 4C1. The record is from RefSeq and is a predicted model, not a curated record. NCBI's taxonomy places the organism in Eukaryota, Metazoa, Arthropoda, Insecta, Hymenoptera, Formicidae. The transcript is spliced from 11 exons. Gene Ontology annotation, molecular function: monooxygenase activity; iron ion binding; oxidoreductase activity, acting on paired donors, with incorporation or reduction of molecular oxygen. The coding region runs from base 13 to 1749 and encodes 578 amino acids.